AAGCCCGUGACGAAACUGUCACCGCGCCGCUAGGUUUUUAUAGCAGUGCGCGCACGGGCAACAAAAUUGUUACUCAACACGUAGUUCUUCCGCCAUUUGCAUUUGGACCGUCGUCUAGCGAACGCAAAAUGGCGUCAACGUCUACGCAAAACGUGAAAGUGCAUGAAGAGGAUAUAGAUAAUGAUUUGCUUAUUGAAGAAGUAGAAAAAAGACCAGCAAUUUACGAUAAAAAGUUGAAAGAGUAUUCAGAUUCUAAUUUGAAAAUCAAAGCAUGGGAUGAAAUCAGUCGUAUAAUAUUUGCUACAGUUUGGGGUACGUUGUCGUCACAAGUAAAAACUGAAGCUGGUAAACUUGUACAAAAACGAUGGAAGAAUUUAAGGGCUUGUUUUUCACGUGAGCUACGUGAGCAAAAAUGUACUAAGUCUGGUCAGGCCGCUACAAAAAGAAGAAAGUACAAACAUUUUGACCAACUUUUAUUUCUUAUCCCAAGCAUGGAUACUCGUGAAACCUCAGGAAAUGCUGAUUCUGUAGAGGAAAUUGCUUGCGAAGAAGAUAGUCAGGAUGCCAGUGUGGAAGUACUACAGCGAGAAGAAUAUUCCCGAAAUAAAAAUAAGAAUAAAAUAUGUUACGAAAAAAGGCUUCUAGAGAUUUUAAACAACAAAAGAGUUGAAGAUAACAAGUUUAUUGAGGCGAUGAGAAAUAACAAAAGUGACUGUAAUGACGAUGACAAGGAAAAGCAUUUUGCGCUGUCUUUGGUGCCGUUGAGGAGAAUCAACUAG
Messenger RNA from Zerene cesonia (dogface butterfly), 779 nucleotides. RefSeq lists its product as uncharacterized. The transcript has 3 exons. The record is from RefSeq and is a predicted model, not a curated record. Bases 129 to 779 code for a protein of 216 amino acids. Gene Ontology annotation, biological process: regulation of transcription by RNA polymerase II. Gene Ontology annotation, cellular component: transcription regulator complex; nucleus. Lineage: Eukaryota; Metazoa; Arthropoda; Insecta; Lepidoptera; Pieridae.